AUGUCUUGGUCCGGCUUCAAAAAGGGCGUCAACCGGGCGACGACCCAGGUCAUGAUGAAGACGGGCCACGUUGAGAAGACAAACGACCGCGACUUUGAGACGGAACUGCGCCGCUACAGGACCAUGGAGUCAGCCGCCAACAAGCUGCAGAAAGAGGCUAAGGGAUACCUGGACUCUCUGAGAGCCAUGACCGCCUCGCAAAUGCGCAUCGCAGAGACUAUCGACGCAUUCUACGGAGAUGCCGGCGCGAGAGACGGUGUGAGCAGAAGCUACAAAGAAGCCGUGGCGGAUCUGGACGCGGAGACGAUCAAGGCGCUCGACGGCCCCUACCGGACCACGGUACUGGAGCCUAUCUCACGGUUCUGCGCGUAUUUCCCAGAGAUCAACGAAUGCAUCAAGAAGCGCUCCCACAAGCAAACCGACUACGACGCCAUGCGCGCCAAGGUCCGCAAGCUCACCGACAAGCCCGAUAAGGACGCGACGAAGCUCCCUCGCGCGGAGAAGGACGAACAGCUCGCCAAGGCUGCCUAUGACCAGCUGAACGAGCAACUGACGAACGAGCUGCCCCAGCUCAUUGAUCUCCGCGUUCCCUACCUCGACCCCAGCUUCGAGGCGCUGGUCAAGAUCCAGCUGCGCUUCUGCGCGGAAGCUUACUCGAGAAUGGCGCAGGUGCAGCAGUACUUGGACGCGGAUACGAGAGACCAGUACGCCAGCGGCCAGCUGGACAACAGGGUGGAGGAAGUGCUGCAGGAGAUCCGGGAGCUCAGCAUCGCUGGAACUGUCUAA
Molecule: messenger RNA, 786 nt
Organism: Aplosporella prunicola CBS 121167
Lineage: Eukaryota; Fungi; Ascomycota; Dothideomycetes; Botryosphaeriales; Aplosporellaceae
Exons: 5
Coding region: 1-786 (261 amino acids)
Biological process (GO): actin cortical patch localization; endocytosis; plasma membrane tubulation
Cellular component (GO): Rvs161p-Rvs167p complex; actin cortical patch; mating projection tip
Molecular function (GO): lipid binding; protein binding
Source: RefSeq, a predicted model, not a curated record